CAGACAGCUGCGCCUCCUCCUAUUGUUUCAACUAGUAUUAUUGGCGUUACGGAUAUCUUCAAUGAAAAUUCCACCUAUUGACAAAGACUACGUUGUUAAUAUAGAUCAUGUUUAGACGCCAUUUCACGCUGAGAGGCUGAGAGCUACACUUCUCUUUUAAAUGUUAAGAUUUGCUAUGUAUUUGUGAAUGCAAAAUUUUGCUCUCACAUUUCCUACAUUUUCUUUGGCAUUAAACGCACCAAUGAUCAAAUAUAGACGCGGCCAAGUGAGAACGACGAGUCCUUCCGGUUCCGGGAGGAAUAAAAAAAAAAAAAAAAAAAAAAAACACAAACAAACAAGAACUCUACCAUGGCAACCGCCACAAGCUCCGUUUUCGUGCUGCUUGUUGCGCUAUUCAAUGUGUCUUCGGCAGACAAGUUAAAAUACAAAGCGGCCACCAAACCAGUGAGGUUAUUCACCGAGGAGGAGCUCCGGCGGUACGACGGCAAUCGCGAAGGAGAGCCCAUUUACAUGGCGAUAAAAGGGGUGGUGUUUGACGUCACCGAAGGAAAAGAGUUUUACGGCAAACACGGGCCCUACAACGCUCUAGUGGGUAAGGACUCCACUCGAGCCGUGGCCAAAAUGUCGCUCGAGGAAGAAGACCUGACGUCGGAUAUCUCGGGCCUAACGGCGGAGCAGCUGCGGUCCCUGGAGAGCAUCUUCGAGGGCACGUACAAAUCCAAGUACCCCAUCGUGGGCUAUACGGCCGCACGCAUCCUCAACCAGGACGGGAGUCCCAACGAGGACUUCAAGCCCGAGGACCAGCCGCACUUUCACAUCAAAGAUGAGUUUUGACCUCAUCUGUUCCUUUUCUACUUGAAUUUAGCAUUGUUAGGUUGUCGCUUUGUGAGCUGUUACUCUUAUGUUACGAAACAUGAUGUUUACGUUUGAAACAAAUGACUGACUGAUUUCUAUUGAAUAAACACACUUCUGAAUCAUUUGUUUUCAAAUAUUUAUUCAUCCCCCUCCCCAUCGGAAGUCAACACAACAUUGGCCGGCAUGUUUCUGAUUAUCUCAGUGGGAAUCACGAUUGCGAAACAAUUGUCGUUAAUCGUUCAGGGAUUGUUCAGAGAUCGGUAGACACAAGGGACCAGGUUCACGAGCGCAAGUGG
Molecule: messenger RNA, 1151 nt
Organism: Hippocampus comes (tiger tail seahorse)
Lineage: Eukaryota; Metazoa; Chordata; Actinopteri; Syngnathiformes; Syngnathidae
Gene: nenf
Product: neudesin neurotrophic factor
Exons: 4
Coding region: 349-834 (161 amino acids)
Cellular component (GO): endomembrane system; endoplasmic reticulum; membrane
Source: RefSeq, a predicted model, not a curated record